Molecule: messenger RNA, 1469 nt
Organism: Euleptes europaea (tarantolino)
Lineage: Eukaryota; Metazoa; Chordata; Lepidosauria; Squamata; Sphaerodactylidae
Gene: TRA2B
Product: transformer 2 beta homolog
Exons: 8
Coding region: 98-946 (282 amino acids)
Biological process (GO): positive regulation of mRNA splicing, via spliceosome
Cellular component (GO): spliceosomal complex
Molecular function (GO): RNA binding
Source: RefSeq, a predicted model, not a curated record
UCCAGCGCCUCGUCACUUCCUCUGCGGAGAAGGCUCGCGAACGAAAGGUUUGGUGGUAGCAACCGCGGUCGGCGUCGCGCGCUCCGAGGCCGAGAGGAUGAGCGAUAGCGGGGAGCAGAACUUCGGCGAGCGGGAAUCCCGUUCCGCUUCCAGAAGCGGAAGUGCUCAUGGUUCUGGCAAGUCUCCAAGGCAUUCGCCUGCUAGAUCUCGAUCCAAGGAGGGUUCCAGGCGAUCUAGGUCCAAGUCUAGAUCAAGAUCUGAAUCUCGAUCCAGAUCAAGGAGGAGUUCUCGGAGACACUAUACAAGGUCUCGCUCACGUUCUCGAUCCCAUAGGAGAUCCAGAAGCAGAUCUUACAGCCGCGACUAUCGUCGUCGUCACAGCCACAGCCAUUCUCCUAUGUCUACUCGCCGGCGUCAUGUUGGCAACAGAGUAAGGCUGUCAUCGCAGCAGUUGAUGAGAGAUAAUUCAGCUGCAAAUCCUGACCCAAACUGUUGUCUUGGUGUGUUUGGGUUAAGCCUGUAUACAACAGAGAGAGAUUUGAGAGAGGUAUUCUCUAAAUAUGGCCCAAUUGCAGAUGUUUCUAUUGUGUAUGACCAGCAGUCUCGACGUUCAAGAGGAUUUGCCUUUGUGUACUUUGAAAGUGUUGAUGAUGCUAAGGAGGCAAAAGAGCGUGCCAAUGGAAUGGAGCUUGAUGGGCGAAGGAUCCGAGUUGAUUUCUCAAUAACUAAAAGGCCUCACACGCCUACUCCUGGAAUCUACAUGGGCAGACCUACUUAUGGUAGCUCCCGACGAAGAGAUUAUUAUGACAGGGGUUACGAAAGAGGCUAUGAUGACCGUGAGUACUACAGCAGAUCAUAUAGGAGACGAUCACCAUCUCCAUAUUACAGCCGAGGGGGCUACAGAUCUCGCUCCCGGUCUCGGUCCUAUUCACCUCGUCGCUAUUGAAGCGUGAAACUGAAGAUUUUGUAGCUACAUACAGUGCGUUGAGAUUGCAAACUUGUGGACAAUAAUUUGUCACUUUUGUUCAAGUCUAAUAGUGCCUAGUGAAUAGGUGACUUUUACACCUUUUAUGGAGACUACUUUCGGUGAAGUUUUAAGAUGCUAUUUCAUUCUGCAUAUUUGUGUAGUUGGUGCUUCGUUCAGAGUUGUGUUUUGAGAAAAGUAUGUCUUCUGCAUGUGUUAGUCUGAACUUUGCAGAAAGAUUUCUAUUGUCGAAAGUUCUUCAUUUAAUUUUUUUUUACCGUUUUCAGGGUAUUUUGAAGAUCAAAACCUGUAUAAUAUGCUUUCAAAUGGUGGCAUAAUAAAGUUUUUUUUACUUACUUUGAAGCCCAUAUCUCAUACUUAACCGAAGUGUGAGUUGGAGAAGGAACAAAAUUACUUAAAAGAUCCACAGUCCUGUACUAUAAACCCUCCCUCUCAGUUACCCUCGAUAAUAUAAAGUAUGAAUAAAAGUCCUUAUUGUACCUUU